AUGGCUGGUCCCGGUGGUGGUCCCCCACGCAAGAGCCAUACCAAGUCGAGGAAUGGAUGUAAGACGUGCAAGCGGAGACACAUUCGCUGCGACGAGACUUUCCCACAAUGCCGCAAUUGCACCAAGCACAACUGUCGCUGUGACUACCAAGACGUAGCUGCGGCGCGAGGUAGUCCGCCUGCCUCGCGGCGCGGUCCCGAUCUCCUCAUGUCUCCGGAAAUCGAGAUGGAGAUUGAGAAUUGGCACAGAACUGGUCUCACUCCAUAUCCAGAGCUUGCUGGAUGCCCUCCCUCUGGCUGGUCUGGUCUGUCUCGGUCAGAUUUGCGCUUGGUUCACCACAUCAUUGGGCUCUCCAUCGACCUACAUCGACGAGGCCUGAGUAAUUGCACAAUUUGGGCGCAGAUGUUGCCUAGUUUCCUGGGAAUUGCGCUAUCAAACAACUUCGUUAUGAGCGCCAUCCUUUCCCUCUCUGCCUACCACCUCGCCUACCUCACACGAGAUGCGGAAACCAAGCAGCUCGCGCUGCACCACAAGGCAGCUGCUUUCAAGGGCCUUCGGACAGCGCUCGGCUAUGCUAUUACCUCUCCUUCCAAGGAUAACGCGGAGGCCAUUGUUUCAGCCCACGUCUUACUUUCCUGGCAAGCAACCGAAUACCAAAGCUGGGUUUCCUUGCAACAGGGUCUUUCGUCUAUCCUCGAGACUAUGUAUCCAGUUUGGAAGCAGGAAUCGGAGAUUGUACAGUUUGUUGAGAACCAGCGCUCCUUGAGUGCCCCGGAUUUCCCAGUUUCAUUCGAUGAGGAUUUGGCACAACUAGAUCAGACCAUCCGUGGUCUACAAGUUUCUCAGAAGCGAGUCUCACACAACGCAGAGCACUCUCAACGAUUGGGAGAGUUGAUCGAUUUUGUGCAGCAAUUCCGCAGGGAUUUCCCCUCACAGACCUCCGAGCAGGCCUUCGACCGUAUUCAGAUUCUACGACAAUGGCUAUUCUGGCUGCCCCCUUCUCUACUCCGAAAUGGCGAGUCCGAACUUAACGCUCUCUCGGUCUUGUCUCAAUUCUUCGCCGUUGCAAUCGCUCUCGACCGCUUCUUCCCAGAUAUGGGAGGCUCAUACUUGGGAGCUUUGUCCGUUGGAACUAUCGAGGAAUCAUAUCGUAUAAUUGCUGCACACACCGUCACAGAUCCAUUCAACGCCGACAUCCGCCUCGCUAUGACUUUGAUGGAUCUGCCACGCCACUGUGUUGCACGAUAUCGCAGCUGUUUGACCUGGUCCCCACGGCCCUCGGUUGAGCAUUACUCACCCGGCCCACCAAGCCCCUAUCACGGCCUGCACGAAUAUUCUCUUCCUUCAUCAUCUUCCCCCGCAUCCGCUUCGCCCUCAUUCGCCGCCUACACACCUCCACUCCAGUCUCCCCCGGCCGUUACAGUUGCCGGAUCUCCCUUCACCCUCGCAGACGGCUACGUUACCGCUGCACCUUCUCACACCCUCUACCCACCAUCGCCACAACUUCUCGAUGUCCACGAUCCUCAGCUCGGUCUGUCUGAUCUCAGCCACUCUGGUUCUAUCCCGCAUUCCUCAGCCUUUACACCACCUUAUGGUGGCGAAGUUCUCUGCGCUGACAUGCCGCGGACUGAGGGGGCCUUGGGGCUGAACAUGGACGUGUACCCGCAUUCGCAUGCAUUUGAGAUGCCUGAAAUGGUUGCACCAGAGACAUGUUGGACAUGA
Molecule: messenger RNA, 1722 nt
Organism: Penicillium cataractarum
Lineage: Eukaryota; Fungi; Ascomycota; Eurotiomycetes; Eurotiales; Aspergillaceae
Product: putative C6 transcription factor RosA-like
Exons: 4
Coding region: 1-1722 (573 amino acids)
Biological process (GO): regulation of transcription by RNA polymerase II
Molecular function (GO): zinc ion binding; DNA-binding transcription factor activity, RNA polymerase II-specific
Source: RefSeq, a predicted model, not a curated record